AUGAUAUUUUAUUAAAAUGAAUAUCUUUCAUUUGCAUAAUCUAAACAAAGUUUUAAAUACAUUAUUCGAGUUUUGUUAAUAUAGUUUAAAGGGUUUAUUAUAAAAAUACUAUGUGAGUCUUAUAUUUUAUAAAAAAGAUCUUUACUGCUUGUAGUAAGUGUUUUGCUAAAUUAUAACGUUAACUUGUUAAAAUUUCAACAUCAAAUAUUAAUUAAUAAUUUUUAUCGUAUUUUGGAAUAUUCCUACUUUUUAUAAUUUACAAAAUAAAUAAAUAGAAUCAACUUAAAUCAUUAAAAGAUCUAUAAUAUAUGA
Messenger RNA from Tetrahymena thermophila SB210, 312 nucleotides. RefSeq names its product transmembrane protein, putative. The transcript has 2 exons. NCBI's taxonomy places the organism in Eukaryota, Ciliophora, Oligohymenophorea, Hymenostomatida, Tetrahymenidae. The record is from RefSeq and is a predicted model, not a curated record.